AUGACAAAUAAAUUAGAAAUAUUACCAAGUGAAAUUUUUUUAAAUAUAUUUUUAUAUUUUUCAUGGGAUGAAGUGUUAAUAUCAUUUUGGUCAUUAAAUAAACGUAUUAAUUCUAUUAUUUGUUCAAUAUUUGAAAUAAAUAAAAAUGGAAUUAUUUUUAAUAAACCAGGUUUAUCUUAUAAAAAAUUUUCUAAAAUAUUAUUACCAUUAAUAUUUAAUUCAUUAUCUCUUUGUUCUUCUAUUAAAUAUAUUCAUAUUGAUGGAAUAAAUUCAAUUUAUUUUCAUUUAAUUUAUCAAGAUAUUUUUUCUCAUAAUAAUAAAUUAAUUUAUCGUUUUCCUAAUCUCAAAUCACUUUAUAUAACUCGAUGUUUAUUAUAUAAACUACUAAGACGUGAAUCAAUUAAUGGUUGUUUAUUUGGUAAUAUAACCAGAAAUUUAUCGAAAAUAUCUGCAAAUUUAUCAAAUUCAUUCACUUUAUCGAUUGAUAUUGAUUGA
Messenger RNA from Rotaria sordida, 495 nucleotides. The record is from the annotation of a GenBank genome assembly. Lineage: Eukaryota; Metazoa; Rotifera; Eurotatoria; Philodinida; Philodinidae.